Caenorhabditis angaria is the source of this 2450-nucleotide messenger RNA. The record is from the annotation of a GenBank genome assembly. NCBI's taxonomy places the organism in Eukaryota, Metazoa, Nematoda, Chromadorea, Rhabditida, Rhabditidae.
AUGGAGGUUUAUUCUAAAGGUUUGUAAACAUUUCGGAAUUUUUAAACAUGCUCAAUUUUUUGAGCUUGAGCUCUCAAGGUGCUGGCACAGAAGAUUUCUAGGUUUUCUAGGCGCGGGUGCUUGUCAUAGAAGCUCCGAAGGCGCGGGUGCUUGUCAUAGAAGCUCUCAAGGCCUGACUCCUUGUCAGAGGGGCUCUCUAGGCGCGACUACUUGACAUCGAAGCUCUAUAGGCUUCACUCCUUGUCAGAGGGGCUCUGUAGGCGCUGCUCCUUAUCAUAAAAACUCCGAAGGCGCGGCUAUUUGACAUAUGAGCUCUAUAGGCUUGACCCCUUGCUAGACUGGUUCUCUAGGCGCGAGCUCUUGUCACAAAAGGUCUCAAGUCGUUGCGCCUUGACACACAAACUCCCUGUCUAAAAAAAAUUGAACCAAUUUUUUAAAUUUUUGAAAAAAAUUCUAAAAAUUUAUAUUUUUUCUAGGAAUUCAAGAUUUCCUCAUCCAAAACAAGGCCGGAAUUUUAUCAUUUUUCGAUGCGCUCGAAAAAGAAAAUUCGAGAAACGAGAACAACAACAAAAUUGACACAAAAAAGUGCGGCGGCGGCAAACUUCGAAUGAACCAAAAGUAAGUUAAAAAGUGGGGUUUGGGAGACGAAAAGAAGAAGAAGAAUUUGAUUAUUUUUUCUUUUUCACACGACAAGAAAAAAUAUAUGGGGGAAAUUGAGUUUUUUUCUAGCGCAACUCGAUCAAGGUUCAAAUUGACUACAAAACCGAGCAGGUGAGAAAAAACGGGAAAAAUUUGGUGUUUUGCUGGACUCCUACAUUUUUUAAAGAUUUUUUGUAGUUUUCGGGGAGUUUGGAGGCUUCAGAGGGCUUUCGAAGGCUUUAGAGGGCUUCAGAAGACCUCCAAAGGCUUCAGAAGGGUUUAGAAAGCUUCAGAACCUCAAAAUCACUCAAAUUCAAGCCACAGUAAUCCUGAAAAACUUGGCAAGAAUCCAAAAUUCUCAAACUAAUUAGACAUCUCCUCAUCUCCAUGAAAAUAAAAAUAAAUUGGAGCAUUUCCUAUCCUGAGAAGGUCCCUUUUUACCCUUUCCCCAGGAAUUUCCGGCAACAUUUUCCUUCCUGAAUUUAAUUAGGAAAUGAAUAAAUAAAUAAAUAAUUAAUUAUGUUUGCAGGGUGGUUGGUGUUUUUGGUUUGGGACAAUUUACGGAUGAGAAAGAUUUGCUGAACAUUUUUCAAGAGUUUGGAAAAGUUGAGAAGGUAAAUUUUAUGGAAAUUUCUAUAGGAACAUCAUAAAAUCAUUUGAGGGCUGAAAAAUCAGAUUUUGAGCUUCUCAAGCUUCAAAACCAUUUUUUUUAAAUAUUAAAAAACAUUCACGGGAAGCUAAAAUAUCCGAAAAGGUUUGAAAAAAUUUGUUUUUCUGAAAAACAGGUGUUUUCAUAAUCAAAAUACGUACUUUUAACGUCAUUGAGUUUUUUUUUUUCAGAAAAUAACUUGAAAUGAAGAAUUUUCCUGGGAAACUGUCACAUUUUUUGAAUUCUUAAUGUGACAUUUUUAGUGGCGAACAAAAAAAAGGGAAAAUAUUAAUUGGAAAAAGUUCUAUAGAAAAUCAUAUGAGUGAAAAAAAAUCUCAUACGAUUUUUUUACCCAUGAUAAUUUAAUUUUUUCAUUUCAAAUUGAAUUGAACUUGUUUUCAUGAAAACUGAAAAAUAAAUUAAAUUUUCAGAAAUUAAAAAAUUUCUGAAAUUUUCUUCUAGAAGUCUUCUAAGUUUUUUGAAACCUUUCAGGACUUCUAUAAUUUUUCCAUAGCUUCUGAAAAAUUCAAGAAAUUCUCCCAGGUUUUCUAGAAUGUCCCUGGGACUUCUGAAAUUCAGAAAAACCUUUAAGGCUUUCCAGAAGUUUCCCCGGGCUUCAGAAGUUUCCAAAAAUCCUUCAGGACGUUCUGAAAAGCUUCUGGGUUUUCUAAAAAUUCCGAAAAAACUUUUCAAGCUUUCUAGAAUUUAUCCUAACUUCUGAAAAUUCAAAAAAUUCUCCUGGAUGCUCGGAAAAGCUUCUGGGUUAUCUAAAAUUUCAGAAAAACUUUUGAGAAUUUCUAGAAAAUUUUCAGAAGACUCUAGAACUUUUUACAGGUUUUCAAAAACCUCCCCAAAACCCUCUAGAAUAUUCCCAAGCUUUCUUUAAAAAGUUUCCCCCCCAAUAAUUUUUCUCCUGAUUUAGAUCAACAUAAUCCGGGACAGAUACAAUCAACGAAGUCGAGGAUUCGGUUUUGUUUAUUUGAGGACGAAAGAGGAGGCGCAAAAUGUUGGUGUUGUUGUUGUUUUUUUGUUUUUCCAUCUCAUUUUCAUUUUCAUUAUCCAGUUUUCUUAUUUAUUUGUUUUUUUCCAGGCUAUUCGCUCAUUGGCCAAUUUUGUUAUUGAUGGACACAAAGUUCGAAUUGAUUUUUCAAAUACUGUUUGA